Messenger RNA from Acaromyces ingoldii, 2484 nucleotides. RefSeq lists its product as hypothetical. The record is from RefSeq and is a predicted model, not a curated record. Lineage: Eukaryota; Fungi; Basidiomycota; Exobasidiomycetes; Exobasidiales; Cryptobasidiaceae. Gene Ontology annotation, molecular function: protein binding. Bases 61 to 2373 code for a protein of 770 amino acids. The transcript has 3 exons.
CAAUCAAGGGGCUUACCGUCUGCUCCCCCCUCACGACGACGAGUUGACUGACGGUACGAUAUGGACACUCGAAGCACGACGAAAAUCAAUGGCCUAGCACCACUCCCAAGGCCGGCUUACGCUCAAGCAGGAGAUGGCGAGGAUCUGUACGUCUUUGGAGGGGCCGCAGCUGCAGGACCAGCGAGCCAUACUCCCCAGGCAGGUGGCGAUGCGGUAUUGAGAAAGCUACACGUGGAUGAGGCGGGCGAGCUCGAUUGGCAAGUGGUCGAGAGCACGCUCGAGCACAGUCCAGGCCCACGCUUUGGCCAUUCCUUGUCUGCGUUCUGCUUGGAAGGGACGCUGGGCAAGCGGCACUUUCUUUGCUGUCUCGGUGGCACAGACGAGUCCGGACGCUACCGCGGCGAGGUUGACAUUUUCGACGUCGAUGCGCAGACCUGGCUCCCUUUACGAGCUGGGUUCCGUGCGACAGACGCAGGAGAAGACUUUGCCAGCCUGAAUGAGGGCAUCAUCGAUGUCAAAGACAUCGCACCAAGGAUCCAUCAUACGGCUACAGUCGUCGAAACGGAUCAGGGCCCGAUGCUCUUUGUUGUCGGGGGCUAUUCGCACGCCAAUGGCAUCACCAGGGUCAUGGGAACGCUGCAGAUCCUUGAUCUUCGCUUGCUGCGCUGGUCACCUCGCUUCGAACUGCCACAGCGGUACGGUCACGCUGCUGUGCUGGUUAAAAGGCAGCUUCUCAUUGUUGGAGGCCGAGAUGAGCUGGGAGCAGACGUGACGCCAAGCGAGUCGCUAAGCAUCGCUGUGGACAAAGUCAUGCUCCAGUGGCGCCGCCACGACGCCAGCGGCGGACUCGACACGGCCUCGAUCGAGGACGAGACCUAUUGCGAGUCCCUCGGCCAGCAUGGACAACCACCCGAGGAUGCCUACCACGGUCAGCUUUUCGCUGUCAAAGCUCGAGAGGAAGCCGCAUUGAUCGUUGGACGAUCUGCCUCAGGUUCCGAUCUGGCUCAUCUCUAUAGCCCACAGGCGGGUGCUUGGAUCCAGCUCGACGACGACCAGCCGGGCACCGUUGGUGCUUGCGAGUUCCUCGUCUCCACAACAAGUCUCGUCGUUGCUAUUUGCCGUCUUGACGAUGGCGACCUGGGCGCUGUUGACCGUGCUGCUGUACGAUCUCCCAUCCAGGCGGAUCUCUCCGUCGCUUUCGAUGGCGCCGUCUCAUCGACGGUGGCACGGGAUUAUGAAGCCCUGCUGGGUUCGCCCGCCUUUUGCAAAGAUGGUCGAUCCCCGUACACCAUCCUGCCUUCCGACUUUGUCCUCCAGUCGACAUGGCCUCAGGCCGCUCCGGUACACGUCCACAAGCUCAUCCUGCUCUCAAGGUUGCCCCACUUCUCCUCGCUCCUCAACAGCGCCAUGGAAGAGGCGCUUCUCGGUAUUGCGAAAGUUGACGAGCCCUACGAAGUUGUCUAUGCCCUCGCAGCGUAUCUUUACACGGACCGGCUACCAUCGUACCUCACUCGGCAACCUCUAUCAACGCUGUCGAGCCUAUACUCGCUUGCAGAGGAAAGCGGCUCUGGACCGCACCUACCGAGCUGGCACACGGCAUUGAGGCUACUCCAUCUCAGCAACCUGUACACGCUACCCCAUCUGUUCCAGCUCACCGCAGACGUUCUCCUCGACAACCUCACCACGCACACGGCUCCGUACCUCUUUAGCGCCGCUGCUCUCCUCUCGUCUGUCGGACCCGAUGGCGAAGGGCUAGCAAGGUUUUCACCGUCAUCAUCAUCAUCAAGAUGUUCGCCAAAGGGAAAGGGUGUAGCCCAACGCUUCUUGAACGACAUUGUCGAGUGGUGUGCCAAGCGCGCCAUCCUCGUCCUCGGCCGAUUUGAGGAAAUUGAGUCACAGCAGCAUCGCUCCGAACACGCAGAGGAUGAUGAGCAAAGGGACGAAGAAGACGACGCCGAGUACUUGGAGCCUUGGGCGAGACGCGCGUUCAUCGAAGACCCGCGCAUCGCUGCUUCUCUGCCUUCUGCCUCAAAGCUGCAGCAAGGCCUGCCCUCGAUCGUCGUCUCGCCCGAUCAGACGUCUUCGGCUCCGUCCACACCGCGAUCAGGCGACGGCUCCUUCUCGCCUUUCCUGGCGCACGUCUCUGCCAAACUUCAGCUUCAAGCCGACUCGUCGCGCAGAGCUUCCGUCUGCCUCACGCCCACAAAGAAGAAGGCCUUUGCUUCUGCCGCCCACCUGCCCCUCGGGGCGAGGUCAGGUCGCGUGACGCCCAGCCUCGGCGAUCUCGUCGGAGGCCGCCUUUCCCCGAGCAACGCCAGCGGCCGAUUUGUAGUCAAGGAUCUCGCGCUGGAUCACUUGCCUCUUGCCUUUUGAUAGUGUUUCUUUUCCCCUUUCGUUACUUUUCUUACCGUUUCGGCCUUUGUGUUGUUUUCCAGCUUUGUUUUCCAUAGAGACUUGUAGCCAUAGACAAUGUAGAGUAGAGUG